AUGUUCACAAUUGCUGGAUUGGCGGCCCUGCUGCUGCAGUCCCCCGCUGUCCUGGCGGUGCCCCUCUCGCAGCAGCUGCUGGGGGCCACCCAGCCUACCGCACGCCGCGUGCUGGCAGUCCCUGCUUCCACUGAUGGCACUGCCCCCAUUGGCAUCCCUGCCCCUGCGUCUGGCUCGUGCACCAGCGGCAUGUACCCCACCACGUGCACCAUCCCCGGCACCGCCACGCCCUACUGCUGCCCGGCAGGCUACAGCUGCUACCCGGGCAGUGGCUAUGCCUGCUACAAGCAGAGCCCGGAUGGGUCCUUCCCAGGGCAGCCAACCAACUUUGGGUGCGGCGACAUCCUGGAAAUCACCAUCGACCAGAUCCAGGCCAAGUUCGCUGAGGGGACACUCACGUCGCGAGCCCUCGUGGAGUGCUACCUCAAGCGCAUUGCUGACUACGACAACCCCACCACCUUCACUGGCCAGGUGCCGUAUGCUGUGAACAGCGUGCUGGAGAUCGACCCGGAGGUGCUGUCGCUGGCGGAGGAGAAGGACGUGGAGCGCGCGGCGUGCAUGCCCAACUGCAGCCUGAGCAAGCUGCACGGCAUCCCCAUCGGGCUCAAGGACAACAUCUGCUCCGACGGCCUCAACUGCACGGCCGGGUCGUGGAACCUGCUGGGCAGCCACCACGCGCAGGCGCCCAUCGUGGACGGCCUCCUGGCCGCGGGCGGCAUCAUCAUGGCCAAGCUCGGCCUCUCCGAGUGGGCCUUCUUCCGCUCCUCCAAUGGCGUCUCCGGCUGGUCCGGCCGCGGCGGCCAGGUCUUCAGUCCGUACGUGCGUUACGCCCCGCUCAACAUCAGCACCAACAGCGUUCCGUACACGCCGGACAUCCCGAGUGCGGUGCCGCUGAACCAGAGCUUCACCAACAUCAACAACCCCAACAUCGUCUCCGGCUCCUCCGGCGGCUCCGCCGUGGCCGCCGCCACCAGCAUGAUCGCGGUGACGGUGGGCAGUGAGACGGGCGGCUCGGUGCUGUCCCCCGCGCGCGUGAACGGCGUGGUCGGCUUCCGGCCCACCAUCGGGGUCAUGAGCCGCAACGGCAUCGUGCCGCUCUCCGUCACCCAGGACACCGCCGGGCCCAUGUGCCGCACCGUGGCGGACUGUCUGUACAUGUUCGACGCGAUGGCGUUCGACGACCCGGCGGAGCCGGUGCACUCGGGCUCCACGCCCUGGCUGCCGCCCUACACGCGCCCCGCAGACGGCUACCUGCCCUACCUCAACUCCAACGGCCUGCAAGGCAAGAAGAUCGCCAUCUACCCGCUUCCCGCCACCACAACGGGCCCCGCCGUGGCCGCAUACCAACAGCUGCCCGACAUGCUCAGGUCCCGCGGCGCGACGGUGGACGUGCUGCCGUCCAACUUCACGUUCCUCACGCUGGGCGGCUCCGUGCUCUCGGGCGACUUCAAGGUCGACAUGAACAACUUCCUCUCGCAGCUGACGUGGGAGCCGGGGUACACGCCGCUGAAGACGCUGGGCGACCUGAUCGCGUACAACAAGGCCAACUACGAGCUGGAGUUCCAGGGCGGCCUCUGCUGCCGCGGCGACCCCGCGUACGCGCUCUACUACCAGCAGAGCUGGGAGGCCAGCCAGCUCACCGGCGACAAGCGCGACCCCGCCUACGUCGGAGCCAAAAUGAACUCGUCGAUGAUCGCGGCCAGCAUCAGCGACUGGUUCAAGUCCAACGGCUACGACGCGGUCGCCGCCAACGGCAACCUCAUCGGCACCUGGGCGCGCGUCGGGUAUGUGCCCAAGACGCGCCCCAAGAGCGCGCUCAACCUUCUGUCAUAUCCCCUCAAUCUCGACGAAUAUCUCUUCCCGGGCAUCUCGCUGCCGUGCCCGCUGGGCGUCAACGCGGUGGGCACCCCCCAGGGGCUCAACUUCCACGGGUACCCGUACAACGAGGGCGACAUCUUCGCCAUGGCGUACGACGUGGAGCAGAACCUGUGCCCCGGCGGGCGGCCCCAGCCCACCUACUGCGACGGCCAAUCCUGCUGA
Klebsormidium nitens is the source of this 2040-nucleotide messenger RNA. The record is from the annotation of a GenBank genome assembly. Lineage: Eukaryota; Viridiplantae; Streptophyta; Klebsormidiophyceae; Klebsormidiales; Klebsormidiaceae.